Anguilla rostrata (American eel) is the source of this 1397-nucleotide messenger RNA. Its product is annotated as EEF1A lysine methyltransferase 3-like. Gene Ontology annotation, molecular function: protein-lysine N-methyltransferase activity. Lineage: Eukaryota; Metazoa; Chordata; Actinopteri; Anguilliformes; Anguillidae. Bases 287 to 964 code for a protein of 225 amino acids. Gene Ontology annotation, biological process: peptidyl-lysine methylation. Gene Ontology annotation, cellular component: cytosol; cytoplasm. The record is from RefSeq and is a predicted model, not a curated record. The transcript is spliced from 3 exons.
AGAAUUGCGCAGUCGGGCCGGAGCACGCGUGAAGAAAUUUAAAAAGAAUUUAUGCCUGCAGUACACGGACUCAGAGUUUGUUUCUAAGACAGUUUGCCGUAGGCUUCUGUAUUCUGCGACGCCAGACAUAGCCAGAAUUGUGAAGAAAACGUGUCCAACCGCGCUAAAUAGCUAGCUGGCUAACUUGUUUUAAGCAGUUAGUGAUAGGCGUCGAUGUCAAACUGCAUUGCUCCAUUUAGCAUAUUCGGACGUUCGUGUAAACUUUAAGUUUAUUAUUUUUGCUGCAAUGAGUUUCGAUGGUGAACAAGAGGGAUAUCCCUUUCAUAUGGGUGACGAGUUGUUUGCGGAUGCGUUCUCUGAAGAGGUCAAUUAUAGGUUCAGCAGUGAGGAGUUAAAGAUCAGCCAGGUUUUCAGCGCUAAUCUCGGCGUGGCUGCGCAAGUGUGGGACGCUGCACUUUACCUGUGUCGGUACUUGGAAAAACUCGACCUGAAGGGAAAGCGAGUCAUUGAGUUGGGGGCUGGCACUGGCAUUGUUGGUAUUUUGGCCGCACGAUUAGGAGCUGAAGUGACCUUGACUGACCUCCCCCAUGCACUUCCUCAGCUGCAGAAAAAUGUCUCCGCAAACAGGCCCCCGUCAGGGUGGCCCUCCGUCACACCCACUGUCCUCCCCCUCUCCUGGGGCCUGGAUCAGGAGCAGUUCCCCUCAGACUGGGAUUUAGUUUUGGGUGCCGACAUUGUGUACUUGUCAGACACAUACCCUCUCUUGAUGGACACCCUCACACACCUGUGCCAGGAGGGGGCAGCGGUGUACCUGUCGUCCAAGAUGCGCAGGGAGCACGGGACGCCAGGCUUCUACGACGACAUCCUGCCCCAGCGAUUCGACACGCAGAUUCAGUGUUGUGAUCCUGCCCAAAAUAUAAGCCUCUACCAUGCUACUCUGAGGAGAAAGGAACAGAUGCAAUGAGAAAGAGAGAUGUUCAAGUUCAUAGACACUGUAGUGUGACACAUUGGGAUAACGUGUGUGAGCACUAAGUGACAGAAGAGAGAAAUAAAAGUAUUUUUUUUAUGUGGGUUGUGUGACCUUACAGGCCCUCAGGGCCAGAGAGAAAUAUUCUGUAGGCCGUGAGGUCCUGAGUUUUAAGGUUUUUCUGAUUUUUUGGAUUUGUGAAACAAUUGGACACUUUCCAUGUGUACUUCGUAUUUCACUGAUAAAGAUGAAAAUUGUUAUGAUCAGAACUUUUUGGCUUUAAAAAAAAAAACAUUUUGUGCGGUAUGUUACAGGGAUUCAGUUUGAUCUGUUUUAAUUUCAAAGUGUUUUGAGUGUCUUUAUAAAUGUAAAAUGAAGGAAUGAACAAAAAAGAAUUGAGUAAACGAUAUUGCUGCUAUUUCCAACCGCC